ACAAAAAAGAUCAGUGGUUGCCAGGGGCUAGGAGAGGGAGAGGAAUGAAUAGGUGGAGCACAGGGAACUUUAGAGCAGUGAAACCAUUCUGUAAGAUACCGUAGUGGUGGAUAUUAUGCAUUUGUCAAAACUGGAAUACACAACUCAAAGAGGGAGCCCUAAUGUAAACGAAGGACUUCAGUUGGUAAUGGUGUAUCAAUAUUGUUCAUCAAAUGUAACAAUACCACAUCCAAGAUAAGGGAAACUGAGGCAGACGGAGGGAGGGUAUAUGGGGAUUCUCUGUACUAUCUGCUCAAUAUUUUUUAAAGCUAUAACUGCUUUACAAGACUUUAAAGUCGGGAGCUGACGGUGGAGGUUCGAGGCUCCAAUGGGGCUUUCUACAAGGGAUUUAUCAAAGAUGUUCAUGAAGGUUCCCUAACAGUUGUUUUUGAAAAUAAUUGGCAACCAGAACACCAGGUUCCAUUUAAUGAAGUUAGAUUGUCACCACCACCUGAUAUAAAAAAAGAAAUCAGUGAAGGAGAUGAAGUAGAGGUAUAUUCAAGAGCGAAUGACCAAGAACCAUGUGGAUGGUGGUAGGCUAAAGUUCGGAUGAUGAAAGGAGAAUUUUAUGUCAUUGAAUAUGCUGCUUGUGAUGCUACUUACAAUGAAAUACUCACAUUUGAACAACUUUGGCCUGUCAAUCAAAAUAAAACUGUCGAAAAAAAAAAAUACCUUAAGUGCACAGUAGAUGUUCCAGAGGAUCUGAGAGAGGCGUGUACUAAUGAAAAUGCUCAUAAAGAUUUUAAGAAAGCAGUAGGAGCCUGCAGAAUUUUUUACCAUCCAGAAACUACACAGCUGAUACUGUCUGCCAGUGAAGCAACUGUGAGGAAAGUAAAUAUUUUAAGUGACAUGCAUUUGCGAAGUAUUUGUAUGAAGUUGAUGCUUAUGUCCAGAAAUGAAGAGGCCACUAAGCAUUUAGAGUGUACAAAACAACUUGCAGCAGCUUUUCAUGAGAAAUUUGUUGUGAGAGAUUUCAUGGGUCUGGCAAUAGGAACACAUGGUAGUAAUAUACAGCAAGCUAGGAAGUUUCCUGGAGUUACUGCUAUUGAGCUAGAUACUGGAACAUUUAGAAUUUAUGGAGAGAGUGCUGAUGCUGUAAAAAAGGCUAGACAUUUCUUGGAAUUUGUGGAGGAUUUUAUUCAGGUUCCUAGGACUCUUGUUGGAAAAGUAAUUGGGAAAAAUGGCAAAGUUAUUCAAGAAAUCGUGGACAAAUCUGGUGUGGUUUGGGUGAGAAUUGAAGGAGACAAUGAAAAUAACUACCUCAGAGAAGAUGGAAUGGUUCCAUUUGUAUUUGUUGGCACUAAAGAAAGCAUCGGAAACAUGCAAGUUCUUUUAGAAUAUCAUAUUGCUUAUCUAAAGGAAGUAGAACAGCUAAGAAUGGAACGCCUACAGAUUGAUGAACAGCUACGACAGAUUGGUUCUGGGUCUUAUAGUGGAAGAUGCAGAGGUCGUUGGGGCCCUAAUUACACCUCCGGUUAUGGUACAAAUUCUGAGCUGUCUAACCCCUCCGAAACAGAAUCUCAGCGUAAAGAUGAGCUGAGUGAUUGGUCAUUGGCAGGAGAAGAUGAUCGAGACAGCUGACAUCAGCAUGACAGCAGGAGAUGCCCAGGAGGAAGAGGCAGAAGUGUUUUGGAGGGUCGAGGUAGUUGUGGACCAUGUGAUGGCAAAUCCUACAUCAGUUCUGUGCUCAAAGAUCCAGACAGCAAUCCAUACAGCUUACUUGAUAAUACAGAAUCAGAUCAGACUGCAGACACUGAUGCCAGCGAAUCUCAUCACAGUAUUAACCAUUGUAGGCGGUCUCAUAGACGAAGUACUGAUGAAGAUGCUGUUCUGAUGGAUGGAAUGACUGAAUCUGAUACAGCUUCAGUUAAUGAAAAUGGGCUAGGCAAAAGAUGUGACUGAAGAGCAUGGUCCUUCAGAAAAGGCAAUAAAUGGCUCAACUAGUGCUUCUGGCGAUGAAAUUUCUAAGCUACAGCGUACUCCAGGAGAAGAAAAGAUUAAUACCUUAAAAGAAGAAAACACUCAAGAAGCAGCAGUCCUGAGUGGUGUUUCAUAAACUGAAGAAGUUCCUAGUUUACAGUUCUUUUACAUUACAUUUACAAUAGCGCUUGUACAAGCUUGCCAAAGAUAGAAUGUGGAUCACCAGUCUUACAUCGCACUUUCAGUUCCUCCAUUUGGAAUUCAGAAAGGGGAGGGAUCCUGAAGAAAUCAUAUGUUAAACAUACUUUGACACCUUGUGUUAUAAAAUAUAUCAUCAGAUGUGCCUUGAGAAUAGUACAUGUAACAUUAAAAAAAGUUGCUGGCUA
This is a messenger RNA of Lemur catta (Ring-tailed lemur), 2345 nucleotides long. RefSeq names its product fragile X mental retardation syndrome-related protein 1-like. The record is from RefSeq and is a predicted model, not a curated record. Gene Ontology annotation, molecular function: protein homodimerization activity; mRNA 3'-UTR binding; translation regulator activity. Lineage: Eukaryota; Metazoa; Chordata; Mammalia; Primates; Lemuridae. Gene Ontology annotation, biological process: regulation of filopodium assembly; central nervous system development; anterograde axonal transport. Gene Ontology annotation, cellular component: dendritic spine; postsynaptic density; growth cone.